This is a messenger RNA of Guyanagaster necrorhizus, 662 nucleotides long. RefSeq lists its product as uncharacterized. The coding region runs from base 61 to 582 and encodes 173 amino acids. Lineage: Eukaryota; Fungi; Basidiomycota; Agaricomycetes; Agaricales; Physalacriaceae. The record is from RefSeq and is a predicted model, not a curated record. The transcript is spliced from 2 exons.
GGCAAGUUUCAUCUUCCAACCAUCACGUUCGUCGUCGUCCACUGUCUUUAAUACAUUACUAUGGCACCUUACAUUCUGGUAUUCCGCCAUUUUGGCAUACGACCGAUACUUCCUACCCAUACUACUACACCCGUCAAACCCGAACCCCAGCCUCCCAGUCGGCAACAAUCACUGACACAGCCUAGGCAUACGCCACCUCUACCGCCAAAAGCUGAAAAACUCACCCAAGACACGGAUAUAAACCUUAUUGCGGUCUCGCGACUUCCCGAGAAGCGAACAAAUCAGACGUCCGUCUCCGGAAAGGCUGAAAAGACUCAUUCUCGUGCCAGACAUAUACUCACUCACGACCGCCGGAGAUAUGUGUUCAAGAUUGGAACACCGUUGGAAUCAUCGUGGCUGAUUUGUACAUCCCGACGUCAUCUACUAUCCCACCUGAUCCAGCGUGCAUUCUUCAUUAAAUUCACCGUCGAGCCUUUCCAGGGAGCCAUCGACAUCUCUUUCGCCCGUAGCCGCCACCUCCAAUUGUCUGACACCUUUUCCUACGUUUACGCAUCCAUCUCCCCCAGAGAGUUCCAACAAUGACUCCGGUCCUCUGUCUGCAGCUGCUAAGAACUAUGAACAACCAUCGGCUAACCCGCUUUCGUCGAAUUCGUCAUCUUCUG